AUGAGCUGGCUGACCAGAAACAACAUCCCCGCCUUCUGGGCAGAUCCCCACUGGCAGCUCGCCUGGUGCCAUCGGACCCUUGAGUACCAUAUCAUGCAGAUAGCCAAGCGAACGCCGCGAAACCUCAUCAGUGACCCCGAUACGAAGCGACAUCAAAAGGCCGUGGAUUCCGUCACCGGGCGAAUAGUGGGAUAUGCCCGGUGGAUUCUGCCCGCAUCCCACGCCAAGAGCAUCGGCGGGGCCCCGGCUUGGCCCGAUGCCGUGGUUCCGUCUGUCAGCCAAGAGGAAGAAGCGGAGAUCCGGCGCGUUGCCGUGACAGCUCAUUGGGAUCCUAACGAGGAGUCGGACGAUUUGCUUGUCCCUAUUCGGGAGGCGGAGGAUGAGAUUCUAAGCAGAAGAGCUUACAUGCGACUGGACUACCUGGCAGUUCAUCCAGACAACCAAGGCAAAGGCAUAGGCACUGCUUUGAUCAAAAGUGGCAUAUCAAAAGCCGAAGAAUUGGGCCUUGCCAUCUUCAUACAUGCUAUGGAGGACGGGGUGGACCUCUACAAGCGCCUUGGCUUCGUGAUCGGAAUAGACUUUCUCUAA
Colletotrichum tamarilloi is the source of this 588-nucleotide messenger RNA. Its product is annotated as acetyltransferase. Bases 1 to 588 code for a protein of 195 amino acids. Lineage: Eukaryota; Fungi; Ascomycota; Sordariomycetes; Glomerellales; Glomerellaceae. The transcript has 2 exons. Gene Ontology annotation, molecular function: acyltransferase activity, transferring groups other than amino-acyl groups. The record is from RefSeq and is a predicted model, not a curated record.